AUGACUGUCACUGGACAGAUACUCCGCAAGUGGACCAAGGAAGGCAAGGUGAUCUACCUCGGGGGAGUUCUUCUAGAGGCGGAUCAACCAAGCUACCGCGGCGGUGGCACCAGUCUUGGAGAGACCGGCUCGCGGACCUCUGAGGUCCCUUACCGCCUCCUUCGAGCUGGGCAUCUGCGUCGCCGCGAGUCCCACAGUUGCCUUUGUUUGGUCAGGAAGCAGAAAGGACUAUGCAGCAGUGGCCUCAGCAAGCUCCUUUGCUUUAUGGGACUGGAGUUGGAGGUCAAGGAACAGGUGUUGGCUGAAGUUCGGCGACAGGUUCAAAUGGCAAUGCAGCCUCAUCAGGUGGAGAUUAGUAUGGUUCUGAUGCUCGCGGGGAAGUUCUGGCUGGACUUUCACGGGGCUUGGGAGAGGCCCGAGCAGGAGAUCAAGGCGGCUACCACGGGCCUGAACUUCGUCGUGGGGGUGAUCCAGCUGCCGCACAAGGGAGUCGCAGUGUACAACCUGGGCAUCAAUCUGUGGGAGUGUGUGGUUGCGAGUGGAACAGCUGCUACGACGACGUCUGCCUCUCAGGGUACUGCUAUGGCAACAUCGAUCAGCAACAAGAGCAGUGAGCCCGAACAAGUGAAGCCCGGCAUCUCCGAACUUGCUCGACUACCAGAGCUUUCGGAAACAUCUUGUAUCGACGUGGGUGAUUGGCUUUAUGCCUUGGAGUGUUCCAUGGGUGACCUCAGCCUUUGCGAAUGCCACUGUGAAGGAACGAGUAUGCUGCUGGCGCUAACGGGGGCGCUACCGGUUCUCGGGAGGGUCCUGGUCCUCUACCGCCCGGGGAGCACUGCAGAGAGGCAGCAGAUUUUGAAGGCGUUGGAGCUCCCGGCUGUGGCGAACACAGCAGUUGAAGCCGUAGAUGCUUUGAGAAGGUAUACUUUGGAAAUGGACGUGAAGCCUACCCAGAAGGCCGUGGAAGACUUGCACCAAGCCCUCCUCUCCGAGUUCGAGCAAGUGGCCUUCCGUGGCUGCCGAAGAGGGACAAGUUACAAGUACAGCCACGAGGUGGACCGCAAGCAAAAGCAAGGAGAUGAGGCAGCUUCGGAGGAGAUUAAUGCAGCUACCAUGGUGCGGGUGCAGUUGGCCAAUGGAGAAGGACGUCGCGGCCUUGAAAUCAAGCACUUAGUGCACGGAACGAUUCGUCCUAAAGUGGUUGGCCCAUGUCCCCUCAUCGGGGAAGUGCAGGCGCUUGAGUUGAUACGCGAGCUCGAGGAGAAGCGUGUUGAUGAUUUGCAGCGGUCUACGGCGGCUAUACAACGGUCGUUGUGGAUAUGGGACUAUGGGUGCUGUUGGUCGCGCCAUCUUGAAAUUUUCCUAGACGAUGGGAUAAGGUCAGCUCACUUGCUUGCAAUGGAGGCGAAGGAUUCACUCUUUGUGGACUUGGAGCCUGCUUUGAAGGGCUCCCUUGCCGAAGAAGUUUCGUUGACGGACAAGGCGGGAUGGAACUACUUGAAGGUAUUGCUUAUCUCAAGGAGGAAGCGCAAGCAAUUGAUGAGCUCGACAUGGUUGCUCAAUCUCUUUGCGGGAGGUGUUGAGGGCACGUCCGAGUUCAAGCUUUUGAUUUUAAGAGGGCCAUGGGAGCGUAUAGAGCUGUCUCGUGACGGGGAGGAUCCAGGGAUCUUGCCUUCUCCACCGAUGCGGACCAAGGCAGAUGAAGAGCUACUGGCGAAAACCAUGUGGUGCUCCCUUAUAGCCAAGGCGGCUCGGGUUGCUCGUGGAGCUUCACCUCCUUUCGUGAUGAUUGAGGGUGCGAAGAUCAUGAACUAUAUGAACACCAUUGCCACUCAAGAAGCCUACUGGGCUCCAAAGGGCUUGGCCGCGAUGGACGCUGGGUCUUUCUUGGAGUCCUUGUCUAAUAACGAGCUGGAGCAAUGGAGAAUUCAUUUGUGGAACAACCACAUCCCUUACAACAAGAAGUGCAAAACGGGCGUAGUGCAGAUCCGGACCAUGCAGAUUACCGGUUUGCCUUGGUGGGCGCCUAUGUGCUUCCGAAGAUUCAAGAUGAAGUACGAGAUGGGGGUCCACAUGCAAAUGAAGUACGAGAUGGGGGUCCACACACAGAUGAAGUACGAGAUGGGGGUCCGCACACAGAUGAAGUACGAGAUGGGGGGUCCCCAGACAGAUGAGGUACGAGAUGGGGGUCUUUUACCAGAUGGCUGUGGCCUCAGUGACAGUGGCGUACCGAUUCAUGGUGGGGAUUUUGAGCCGGAGGUUGUGGAAGAUUCGGGUCAUGGAGUUGGUCUUUUGCGUGAAUGGCAGGGUGGUGAGCUCUUUGAAGUUGGGGAUGUGGAAAGGCCUUCAGCUGAGGAGGAGCUACGACUGCCGAAGGGGAUGUCAAGUGAAGAGUUUCAGGAGAUUUUUUCCCAAGUUGGCGGCGUGGAGGGCUACAAGGGGAUCUAUGUGAUGAGUCCGUUGAGGGCCAGGGAGCUGAGGAGUGAUCCUUUGAAGAGAUGGUUGGCUUCACGUGGCACGUACACUACGUACACUGAAGGUCAGAGCCCACAAGCAAAUGGCAGGGCGGAGGUUGCGGCCGGUGGUUUGCGAUAUGCAAUGUGGAUUCAGAUGCAGAAGCAGCUCUACCCAGAUAAGGAGUUGGUCCCGUUCGGCACCCGGGUGCAUGGGAAGAGGAAGGUCUAUGGAGCCGGGGGCCGAUAUGAUCUGGAGAGCAGAUGGGGAACGGGCUACUAUGUGGGCCCAAGUGCGGAUGUCAAUGAAGGAAGUGUGAUUAUGAUGGACAAGGGCAACUUCAUUACAACGUCGCAUAUGAGGCCAGGGCUGUUUGACGCAGAUCGAGAAAUUGAGUUGGAAGAUCAUUAUGCCUUGGUAUCGGUGCCCUCGAGAAGGUUGAGGCUCCUACCCUUGGAUGGCAAGAAGCCUAAACGUUUUGGGGUACAAGAUGAUGAUGAAGCUGUUUGGGUGUCUGGAGCUUUCGUUCAUGGCGGCGUGGUGGGAGUACUCAAGAAUGCUCGGAGGUAUCCGCUUGUAACCAAGGCGGAGCCCCACAAGGAUGCCCAUAACGUUGGUGUCAAUGUUGUGAUGCCGCUUACGGACUUCGAGGGCUGUGAUAUGAUCGUUGAAAAGGAUGGUUCGAGUACAACCCUGAAGGUGAACGAGGAUCCGCAGUUCUUUGACCCUCAUGACAGACACUAUACUACGCCGUGCACGAAGGGAGCAAGUUUGAUGUUGGAGGGGUAUUCAAUUAGAGAUAGUGCCAAAUUGAACCCAGAAAUGAUGGAUUGCCUCACUGAGGUCGGGUUUGAUUGGGACUCUCACCGGGCAUCAGAAGGAGCCGAUCAAGGUGAAGUUUGCAGAUUGGCUAUAAUGAUGAUGAAUAAGGCCCAAGCGAGCUACAAGGAGAAGGAGAAGACCGACACCGACAACGCUGCCGAUGCCGAACGGAUAGACUACGUCAAUGCGGACCUCGAUGCGGCGAUUCAGGAUUUGGAAGACCGAGCUGCUCGCCUACGGGAUCUACUUGAGGAGGAGGAGAUUAUGGCAGAGCAAGCAGCCCGGUUGGGACAAACGGUUCGGGAUGAGCUUGGAGAUGCCAGGGACUACGUGUGCAAGUACCUGGACGACGUGCACAAACAGCUUAUACAGUUCCAAUGCCUUCGAGAAAGGGAUAUUCUGAGAUCGGCGAGGACGGCCGAAGAGGGAGCCUCGGACAUCGAUUAUGAGAAGCUGUUGGACGAGCUCGAGGGUGAUUUGGAUAUUGUUCAUACGGUGCCGUUGGCCCAGGUGAAGCGGGUUCUUCACAAGUGGACCGGAGCCAUCGAGAAGGAGGUUAAAGCAUUCUUUGACUCAGGCGCACUGGUCAAGAUUCCCUAUGCCGAGGCGAAGACGCUUGAGGCUCAGGGAUCCCUAAAGAUCGUGCCAGCGAAGUGUAUUUUCAUGUUGAAGCCUCCGAAUAUUGCCGGAGGCAAAUGCCGGCGCAAGUGCCGGAUGGUUAUAUGCGGGAAUUUUAUCACCCGCAACGACGGAGAAGAUCAGGCGAGCCUAUACGCGGCCGGAACAAGUACAGACGCCCUGCGUCUGGUUUUGACUGUGGCAUCUUCCAGGCUAUGGUUAGCGGCGAUAGCUGACAUCACGUCAGCCUUUCUACUCGCAGAGUGGCCAACAGAGAUGCCCAAGUACGCUCUCAUGCAGCCCAAGGUCAUACAUGAAAGCGGCGACUUCGGUGGGGAACUAUAG
This is a messenger RNA of Symbiodinium sp. CCMP2456, 4239 nucleotides long. NCBI's taxonomy places the organism in Eukaryota, Dinophyceae, Suessiales, Symbiodiniaceae. The record is from the annotation of a GenBank genome assembly.